Caenorhabditis sp. 36 PRJEB53466 is the source of this 839-nucleotide messenger RNA. Lineage: Eukaryota; Metazoa; Nematoda; Chromadorea; Rhabditida; Rhabditidae. The record is from the annotation of a GenBank genome assembly.
AUGUUGCCAAGCGCUCGUCAGCUCGGAGGCUCCCAAAGAAGGAGCGACUCUUCAAAAAGAAUCGACGCUGGAAUAUGGUAAGAGAUUGUGAAAAUCGUUAAAAGUUUGCUGAGAACAGCCUACGUAAAGAUGUAAUCAUCCAACCUUUUCGUUUGUUCCCAAAAUCGUGUCCGAAUCAUUCAGUGUUUCGUAACAUUUCAAUUUUCGAGCGAAUGGUGUUUGAAAUCGGAAUAUUGUGCAUUGAAAAGUGUUUUGACAGGACCAAAUCAAAACGUUCUCCGUUUUGAUACGCCUCCAAGAUCAUUCAUUUCACGUUUUCCGCUCUCGCUGCCCGCUACAUUGUAACUUUUCCAGGAUAGAAGACGAAAAGUGCAAUGAACGGACCGUCGACCUCCGAAAUCGAAGUACCGAAAAAGUUCCUGCCGAUUCUCCCGGGUCGCAAAUUCAUUCAGCGAGCCACACUGCCGUACGAGCUCCGUGCCGUCGAUCAAAUGUCUCUGCGUAGUUAUCAGAAGUACGCGUCCAGAUAUUACGCACACAAGCAAAUCACGGAACGAUACGAGGGAAAGCCGCUUGGCGUAAGCUAACGAAACUUCAGGAAAUACGUAAAAACUGUCUUCUUUUCAGAAGUGCUCGAUAUGCAAUCUGGAACGCUUCUGGUUCUAUAGAACAAUCAGCUGCCCCAGAUGUCGCGUGGAUUCCCACGAACAGGUAGUCAUAACGGAAGAAGUUCUUCUCAAUUCGUUCGUUUUCAGUGCCACAACAACGUCACCGGCAGUUCACCCUUCUGCGCCGUCUGCCUACAACAACACUUCGGACCGAGGGAUCCACGAAUGUAG